Molecule: messenger RNA, 450 nt
Organism: Ilyonectria robusta
Lineage: Eukaryota; Fungi; Ascomycota; Sordariomycetes; Hypocreales; Nectriaceae
Exons: 1
Coding region: 154-375 (73 amino acids)
Source: RefSeq, a predicted model, not a curated record
CAUAUUAACCAUAUCUCUUUUAAUUGUGUAAAGACCAAUGGUUCGUCGAGUCUUGAGACAGUUGAUCUGGAGGAGCUGCCGCCACGGUGGCUGGGAUUCGUCCAGGUUCUAUCCUUGAAAGGCACGAGCCAUGUGCGCCGUUCCAGCAAGUAAAUGCUUCAUCAAGCAUCCGUCAGCACCUCGUUGAUCUUGUUUUUGAGUGAUGUGCUACAGAAAGCCACAAAAGUCCACUGGCGUAUCAAGGCUUGCGAUGUAAACUCGGCGUCAACGGCGGUGGCAGUGCAGCAGAGUCGUCGUCAUGUGUUUUGCCAUUCGUCUUGGCGCCAAUGCUACAAGUGGAAGAUAGGCCUAUGUAUUUAUGACACGUCAGUAUAACUGUGCUGUUUGUACUAUUUCAAGAAAUACUUCGUAGCAAAAUCUGUUCAGGUGAGGAUAUCCAGAGGUUUUUCC